CUUCAAGUUACUUCUUCCAACUCAAGUAAUAGCGAUAUGGCGUUAAAAGCAGUCUGUUGUUUACAAGGACCUGUUGUCAGUGGUACUAUCUUUUUCCAACAAGAGAGCGGCACAGGGCCAAUCCGCAUCUCUGGUGAAGUCAAAGGUUUAGCACCUGGAAAGCAUGGCUUCCACGUUCAUGAAUUUGGCGAUAACACGCAAGGUUGUACAAGUGCCGGAGGUCAUUAUAACCCUCAUAAAAAGGUACAUGGUGCGCCAGGGGAUGAAAUCAGACAUGUUGGUGAUCUCGGCAACAUCGAAGCUAAUGAACAAGGAGUAGCAAGUAUUAAUAUGACUGAUAGAAUGGUGACAUUAACUGGACCAUAUUCAUGCAUCGGCAGAACUAUUGUUGUCCACGAAGGUGUCGACGAUUUAGGAAAAGGUGGUCAUGAAUUGAGUUUAACUACGGGUAACGCUGGUGCUCGUGUUGCUUGUGGAGUUAUUGGUAUUACCAAAUGUUAACAACGUGCUAGUUCAAAGCUACAUGCCAACUGUUGAACAACAGUUGGCAUCCAUAGCAAGGCUUGUAAUAAAAAUUCUGCACCACCUCUGUGACCGCUUGAUAGUCACAUUGAUUCGAUUUUAAUCUCGUCAAUACUUGUAGAGCACUAAUUACCUGUAGCUAGAAAAAGCUGACUAUUAAUUACCGAUUCUUGUUGUUAACAACAGUAAGUUACGGCUUGAAGGCUCAUUUUGUCCUAUAAACCCAAAUGAUAGUUUGUAUGCUAGGUGUCUCACUGGUUUACGUGGUGCAUCGCUGUAUUAUUAAUAGUGCUGUUUAUCAGACGUACCAAAUUAUCUGCUAUUAAUUAAUAAAGACAUUUUGUGAAA
Messenger RNA from Trichoplax adhaerens, 870 nucleotides. RefSeq lists its product as hypothetical. NCBI's taxonomy places the organism in Eukaryota, Metazoa, Placozoa, Uniplacotomia, Trichoplacea, Trichoplacidae. Gene Ontology annotation, molecular function: copper ion binding; superoxide dismutase activity. The transcript has 5 exons. Gene Ontology annotation, biological process: removal of superoxide radicals. The coding region runs from base 37 to 501 and encodes 154 amino acids. The record is from RefSeq and is a predicted model, not a curated record.